AUGGCCUGGGGUCGCUGUGCGGUCCUGCUGCUGUUGGUGGUGGUGGCAGCGGCGGUGGCAGCCACUCUAGAGCCAGGGCUGGGUCAGCAGACACAGACGGAGCCUGGUCUUACAGGCUUGAGACACAGCUACAACUGUGGGGCCCAGAACAUGCAACUGUGGGUGCUCCCCAGACCCGGCAGGGCCGUGCGUUUCAAGGUGGUGGAUGAAUUUGGAAACCGUUUUGAUGUGAACAACUGCUCCAUCUGCUACCACUGGAUCACCUUCAAGCCUCAGGGGGCCGUGGUCUUCUCUGCUGAUUACAAAGGCUGCCAUGUGCUGGAGAAGGAUGGCCAUUCCUACCUCACGGUGGUUGUAGAAGCUCUGCUACCUGAUGGCCGAGUCGAGGCCACACAAGAUGCCACCCUGAUCUGUCCCAAGCCUGAUGGUUCCUGGACUCUGGACUCCCACCUGGUGCCACCCACCCUAUCUUCACUUUCUCCUCCUCAUAGUCCUGCCCUCAGCCCCUCCCCUGGCCCCAACCAUGCCUUUCCCAGUCCACUGUAUCCAGAUCACAGCUCCAUCCCUCUAACCCCUGCCUCUUCAUCCUGGGGACCUGGACCCACAGACUCCUCCCUGGCUCCAUCCCAGCAGAGCAUGCUGGGACAUGGGGAUGUUGACAAGUCAGCUUACAUAGGUAACUACCUGACCCAAGAGCAGUGUAGAGUGGCCUCUGGACACAUCCCUUGCACAGUGAUGAGAAACUCAAAGGAAGGCUGUCAGCAGGCUGGCUGCUGCUAUGACAACACCAGAGAGAUUCCAUGUUACUAUGGAAACACAGCUACUGUCCAGUGCUUCAGAGACGGAAACCUCAUCCUGGUGGUGUCCCAAGAAACAGCCUUGGUGCACAGGAUCACGCUGGCCAACGUCUACCUGGCCUACGCCCCCACCAGCUGCCCCCCUUCCCAGAAGACUGAUGCCUUUGUUGUCUUUCGAUUCCCUCUUACCCACUGUGGAACCACAGCCCAGAUUGUUGGCAACCAGCUCAUCUAUGAGAACCAGCUGGUGUCAGACAUGGACAUCCGAAUGGGACCCCGGGGCUCUGUCACAUGGGAUGGGGCCUUCAGGCUUCACGUCCGAUGUGUCUUCAAUGCCAGUGACUUCCUGCCCAUCCAGGCAUCCAUCUUCCCACCCCCACCACCUGGCCCCCUGCACCAGUCUGGUCCCCUACGGCUGGAGCUCCGGAUCGCCAAGGACAAGACCUUCAGCUCCUUCUAUGGGGAGGAUGACUACCCCAUCUCAAAGCUGCUCCGAGAGCCAGUCCACGUGGAGGUCCGGCUCCUGCAGAGGGCAGACCCUAGCCUGGCCCUCAUGCUGCACCAAUGUUGGGCCACACCUGGCCCCAACCCCUUCCAGCAGCCUCAGUGGCCCAUCCUGUCAGACGGGUGCCCUUUUGACAGUGAUGGCUACAGAACCGAGAUGGUGGCCUCAGACCAAACACUGCCCUUCCCGGCUCAUCACCAGCGCUUCACUGUGGCCACUUUCACCUUUCUGGACAGGGGCUCCCAUAAGGCCCUCAGGGGACCGGUCUACUUCUUCUGCAGCUCAUCUGUCUGCCACCCCUCGGAGCUGGAGACGUGCUCCAUGUCGUGUAGCCCCGGGACUGCCCGACGGAGGCGGUUCUCAGGUGACCACAACAACACAGCCAGGCCCUGGGAUAUCGUGAGUUCACCGGGGCCAGUGGGCUUUGAGGAUGUUAGCGGGCAGCUGCCUACCCAAGGGCCCACAGGCUCCAUGAGGAACUCUAGCUCCGAGCUUCUCUGGGUGGUUCUUCUUCUGCUGGCUGUUGUCCUGUUCCUGGGGGUUGGCAUCUUGGUGGGUCUGAGCCAGGCCUGGGCUCGGAAGCUCCAGAAAGGCAGCAAAGGGUGA
Chrysochloris asiatica (Cape golden mole) is the source of this 1908-nucleotide messenger RNA. RefSeq names its product zona pellucida glycoprotein 1 (sperm receptor) (gene ZP1). Bases 1 to 1908 code for a protein of 635 amino acids. Gene Ontology annotation, biological process: binding of sperm to zona pellucida; prevention of polyspermy. Gene Ontology annotation, cellular component: egg coat. The transcript is spliced from 12 exons. NCBI's taxonomy places the organism in Eukaryota, Metazoa, Chordata, Mammalia, Afrosoricida, Chrysochloridae. Gene Ontology annotation, molecular function: structural constituent of egg coat; acrosin binding. The record is from RefSeq and is a predicted model, not a curated record.